Molecule: messenger RNA, 3672 nt
Organism: Porites evermanni
Lineage: Eukaryota; Metazoa; Cnidaria; Anthozoa; Scleractinia; Poritidae
Source: the annotation of a GenBank genome assembly
AUGUUGGCAAACGAUGUGGCGAUUAUCUUCGUUGUUGUCUAUGCAGUGGAGACUGCAUUGAUCAUCUUUGGAAACGCGUUCACCAUCUUUGUUUUCUCAACUUUGACUCGGACAUCGCACAUAAAAAGAACUUGUUAUCUCUUGAUAAAUCUGGCCGUUGCUGACCUAUUUGUGGGUAUUACAGAGCCCAUAGUUCUAGGGACGAGCAAGUUCCAUGAAAUGACGGCGACAACGUCAAAACAGUCAAAAAAGACGGGAAUGAACGAAAGAAAGCCCCUGAAGGGAAAAAGUGAAACUGAUCUACCAGAAGCAAUGCAACUUUUUGCAUUAAGUGCAUCAGUGUUUUUUCUCGCCCUCAUUUCGCUCGAGCGCGCUUUUGCUGUGUUAAAACCGUUGCGUCAUCGUGUUGCUAGCACUCGCGUUUACAUCUACAGUAUUGUCGUCGUAUGGGCUGUAGGAAUUUUCAUAUUUGGUCUGCUGGUUCUUAUGUAUUAUAUCGACCAAAAGAUGGAGCUGAGGACUCUUUAUGUUGCUGUACAUAUUUGCCUUUUCAUCUCUAUUCUGGUGAUUUGUGCGAGCUACCUCAAAAUACGAGCACGAUUGAGUAGCACUGCACCCGAAGUAGCUGUUGUCAACAGCCGUCAAACCACUCAGCACAACGUGCGACUUUCAAGGACUCUCUUCGUGGUGAUCGCUUUGUCGCUUCUGUUUUGGCUGCCAGCGUUUGCUCUUUUCAUAGGUAUGUACAUCUGCCACUGUAAUUUUCACCCAUACAUGAAGUGGACGGUCGAUGUUUUAAUUCUUGCCAAUUCUUUGGUUAACCCAUUCGUGUACAGCUUUAGGAUGCCGUUAUUCAAAGAAGCGUUGGAGAAAUUGUCGAGAAAACGAAUGAGACAUAUCGAGGCUACAAGUCGGGGUUUGAGUCUAUUUCCUACUCCGAGGAUAAAUGACACCAGUUUCUCGGCUGCCGCAACGUGUAGGGGUUCUCAGUUAAAGCCCUGUACGGAAAGUGGAGAUCAGCAUAUUACAGCGAGUUCACCGAAGCUUUCACCUGCAGUCAGCACUGCUUGCAAUGGUGCAAGACAAGCAACUACUCCUUUGACAUCCAUAGUGACCCGAUUAUAGGCGAAACACACACAUGAACAGCUGAAUAAGGCCUGCGCAAAGGCUUCGGCUCUGCGGAGAAUACGUAAGUUCAUUUCUAAGGACGUAUUAGUUCGUCUCUACAAGGCUUAUGUUCUCCCUCACCUAGAGUACUUUAGUCCCCUUUUACUGGGAGUAGGCAAUGCAGAGACUACCAAAAUAGAGACAACUAAUUAUUUUAUGUUAAGAACUAUAUUAGGCUAUUCGAAGUCUGUGUCAUAUGACUUCCUCCUCAAGAUGGCUGAUAUCAAGUCCUUGGAGAGACUUAGGCAAUUCCAAUCUUUAGUUAUGUUAUACCGUCCGAUGCUUGUAUGACAAGGGGGCACCUUAUAUCAGUGAAUUUUUUAAUUUUAAGGAUGUACCGUACAACUUACUUGGGCUUAGCACAAGGCUAGAUCUACCUCCCUUUAAUCUGGAGUUUAUGCAUCGAUCCUUUACAUUUUAAGCCAGCAAACUUUGGAAUGUGUUACCUCCAAAAGUUAGAGAAUCACAAGACAUUGCGUCAUCUAAGCAAUCUCUUAAAGCUCACAUGGCUUAGGGUGUAGUGCUUGUAAAUUUUGUAAAUAGCUUUAGUUUUAGAUUCUGCUUUUAGCCAUUUUGUAGAUCUAUUUAUAGUUAGUAUUUUUACAGUAGUAAUGUAUAGGUUGCGAGCAUAAUUUUUUUUUUAAAAUUUUUAAUUUUCUAAUUUGUACACACGUACACGUUUUAACGAGAACUUUAGUGCUCCUGGGUGUUGCGUGUCAAAAUAAAGGAUUUGAUUUGAUGACGCUAUUGUUUACAAUUUUGCUCAUUAGCUAACUAACUAAGUCUGACUAAGUAACUAACUAACUAACGAACUAACUUACCAACUUGGUUAGGUAGUUCAGUCGUUAGUUAGUCUGAUUAGUUGGUCAGUUGGUUGAACAAACUAACCUACUAACUAACGAGCGUACGAACUAACUAACUGACUAACUGUUUUGCAUUCCGCCCAAAUCUAAGGCGUUACUGCGUGGACAUAUUUAAAUAGCGAUUAUUGCCCCUGCAGGGAUUUCGCCCAGAAGGCGAAAUCCCAAGGAGGCACUCUAGUAACUCACGCGUAUAUUAAGGAAAGUACUUAUACCUGGAGUUAUGAAAACCGGGUUAGCAAACAUUUUGUACUUUUUCUUAACUUCCCCAGUCUAAUAGCUUGUUUACUGUGUUGUUUGCUUAUGUCAUUUCUUUUUCGCUUGUUUUGUGGUUAGGGAUUUGUGUAGACGUGGAUGUAGAAAGAAUUACUUUUCCCCCCCCGUUUUUUUCGCUACCCACAAUUCUUUGUUUAACACAAGUGACAGUUAUUUGAAAUAAGUGCGCGCCUAAAGCUGGUUUCGGUGCCGUUUAGCAGUUUAGUGUUAGAUACUGGUCACCUUGAGAAACGUUUUCCGGAGAGCGUCAUGUAAAGCUCUGAGAUGGGACAAAGUUAUUACGAUUCGCAGAGUCUGCACAUUGAUCAUCUUUGGAAACGCGUUCACCAUCUUUGUUUUCUCAACUUUGACUCGGACAUCGCACAUAAAAAGAACUUGUUAUCUCUUGAUAAAUCUGGCCGUUGCUGACCUAUUUGUGGGUAUUACAGAGCCCAUAGUUCUAGGGACGAGCAAGUUCCAUGAAAUGACGGCGACAACGUCAAAACAGUCAAAAAAGACGGGAAUGAACGAAAGAAAGCCCCUGAAGGGAAAAAGUGAAACUGAUCUACCAGAAGCAAUGCAACUUUUUGCAUUAAGUGCAUCAGUGUUUUUUCUCGCCCUCAUUUCGCUCGAGCGCGCUUUUGCUGUGUUAAAACCGUUGCGUCAUCGUGUUGCUAGCACUCGCGUUUACAUCUACAGUAUUGUCGUCGUAUGGGCUGUAGGAAUUUUCAUAUUUGGUCUGCUGGUUCUUAUGUAUUAUAUCGACCAAAAGAUGGAGCUGAGGACUCUUUAUGUUGCUGUACAUAUUUGCCUUUUCAUCUCUAUUCUGGUGAUUUGUGCGAGCUACCUCAAAAUACGAGCACGAUUGAGUAGCACUGCACCCGAAGUAGCUGUUGUCAACAGCCGUCAAACCACUCAGCACAACGUGCGACUUUCAAGGACUCUCUUCGUGGUGAUCGCUUUGUCGCUUCUGUUUUGGCUGCCAGCGUUUGCUCUUUUCAUAGGUAUGUACAUCUGCCACUGUAAUUUUCACCCAUACAUGAAGUGGACGGUCGAUGUUUUAAUUCUUGCCAAUUCUUUGGUUAACCCAUUCGUGUACAGCUUUAGGAUGCCGUUAUUCAAAGAAGCGUUGGAGAAAUUGUCGAGAAAACGAAUGAGACAUAUCGAGGCUACAAGUCGGGGUUUGAGUCUAUUUCCUACUCCGAGGAUAAAUGACACCAGUUUCUCGGCUGCCGCAACGUGUAGGGGUUCUCAGUUAAAGCCCUGUACGGAAAGUGGAGAUCAGCAUAUUACAGCGAGUUCACCGAAGCUUUCACCUGCAGUCAGCACUGCUUGCAAUGGUGCAAGACAAGCAACUACUCCUUUGACAUCCAUAGUGACCCGAUUAUAG